Magallana angulata is the source of this 922-nucleotide messenger RNA. RefSeq names its product cytosolic iron-sulfur assembly component 2B-like. NCBI's taxonomy places the organism in Eukaryota, Metazoa, Mollusca, Bivalvia, Ostreida, Ostreidae. The record is from RefSeq and is a predicted model, not a curated record. Gene Ontology annotation, cellular component: cytosolic [4Fe-4S] assembly targeting complex. The coding region runs from base 35 to 505 and encodes 156 amino acids. The transcript is spliced from 5 exons. Gene Ontology annotation, biological process: iron-sulfur cluster assembly.
UUUAGAUCAUACUUUCAAUAUCCGGAGUAGAGGCAUGGCUGGAAAACUUGACAAUGCCAAUCCAGUGAUUUUUGAACAGAGCAAGGAGCGACAGGUCUUGCCUGAAGAGGAAGACGAUGAUGUUACCGAUAAAAUCGACGACAGAGAAGUGUUUGAUAUGAUAAGAAACAUCAAUGACCCAGAACAUCCAUUGACACUGGAGGAGCUCAAUGUGGUAGAAAAUGCUCGAGUCAAAGUGGAUGAUGAGAAUAACUAUGUUGGCAUAGAAUUCACCCCCACUAUUCCACACUGCAGUAUGGCAACACUGAUAGGGCUGUCCAUAAGAGUCAAACUUCUUCGAUCUCUUCCACCACGCUUUAAGGUUGAUGUUUCUAUUACUCCAGGGACUCAUGCUUCUGAAGUUGCAGUAAACAAACAGUUGGCAGAUAAAGAGAGAGUAGCUGCAGCUCUGGAGAACUCUCAUCUGAUAGAGGUUGUCAACCAGUGCCUAGCAACAAGGAAGUGAUGUCACUCAGAUGGAGUGUCAUAAUCCAUGAACGAAUCAUAGUGAUAUGGGAUUGGCAAUUAGAAAACAAACCCACUGCAGUUUUGUUAUGUUCUGUACAGUGUAGGUCAAAUGGCAGAGUGCAUUUUAAAACAUGGUAAUUUUUUUUUGUUUUUUUUUACAAUCGACUGUCAGUUAUCUGUCAUAUGAGCCAGAAUACAAGACUAGUCUGCACAUGCUAAACUAUUACCUGUAUAUGUGUUGACAUAUUUUUAUUUUGUUGCUUUGAAUAAUUAAUACGUGGAGUCAUCAUUUUACAUGAUUAUGCUUUUACUGCGUUUAAAAAACAAACAUGUACAGGUAAUUUAAACUUGUUUCUGCAAUUUAUACGAAUAUAUGCUUGUUGGCCUUGAUGCAUUAAUAAAUGGAACUAAUGAA